UCAAUCCUGAUGUGCGGAAAAAAGAGCAAAAAGGGAAGUCUCCACUCGUCAGAAGUUUCUACCCUAGAAAGAAAAGGGAGGUGGGAAUUUGGGAUUUGGGCGCCGCCGCUAUAGCGUCGUAGCACACCGCAGUACCGCACCACACCACCGCCUCUCGCCCUCGAUUGAAGUAGACCGGCGCCGCACCGCGUAGCUGCUAGUAAUUUCGCCAGGCAAUCACAAUUCUGUUGUUCCGAUGAUGGGGGCGCGCGGGCACCUCCUCGUCGCCCUCUGCCUCCUCGCCGCCGGCGCGGCCAUCAUCGUCGGCGGGCAGCCUACGCCCCAGCCGCCAGCGCAGCAGCCGCCGCCGCCGCCGAGGCCAACGCCGUUCGGGCGCACCAUGUCGACGGUCAUCACGGUGGCGAUCAGCGUCUUCUUCUUCCUGCUCUUCUUCUGCGCCUACAUCAACCAGUGCCGCCUCGCGGGCGAGGGCGGCGCGCCGCUGGGCCGCAACAUCCCGGUGGGGGGCCCGUCGAGGAGGGGCAAGCGCGGCCUGGACCCGGCGGUGGUGGCCACCUUCCCGAUCGUGCCGUACCGGGAGGUCAGGGAGCACACGAUCGGGCGGGGCGAGCUGGAGUGCGCCGUGUGCCUCACGGCGUUCGAGGAGGGCGACGACCUCCGCCUGCUCCCGCACUGCUCCCACGUCUUCCACCCCGAGUGCAUCGACCCCUGGCUCGAGACCCGGGUCACCUGCCCGCUCUGCCGCGCCAACCUCGAGAAGCCCCCGCCGCCGCCGUCGCCCCUACCGGCCGCAAUUGCGCCCCCGUCGCCCGAGCCGACGACGCCGCGGCGUCAAACCUCCCACUCGCCGACCCCGUCGCCGCCGCACGCAGUGGCGAUUGCGGUGCCGCCGGCGCAGCAGGAAGAGGAGGAGGAGAGCGACGAGGACGACAGGAAGGAGGAGGCGAUGGAGCUGGAGACGCUGCGCAGCGAGCGGCGGGCGGCGCGGCUGCCGAGGUCCAACUCCACGGGCCACUCGCGCUUCGCGGCGUCCGCCGAGGCCGCCGCGCGGAGCGACCACGAGAGGUUCACGCUGCGGCUGCCGCACCACGUGCGGGAGCAGGUGCUCACGGCGCGCCGCCUGCGCCACGCCACCAGCCUCAUCGACAUCUCCGGCAUGAGCCCCGACGGGAGCUCGCGCGGAGGACGGCGCGCCGGGCCCGGGGGCAGCAGCUUCGGCAACGCGGGCGGUGUCGGCAGCAGCCACGGCGGGCGGCGGUGGCAGGGGUUCCUGGCCAGGACCAUGUCGUGGGCCCGCGGGGGAGGCGACGGGUCCGUGCGGAAGGGCUGGGACGGCUCCACCAGGAGGGGAAGGGAUGACGCCGAGUCGAGCAGGAAGGGGGCGGCCUCGCCCUCGCCGGCGGCGGCGCGGCCGUGACGACGUCGGCGGUCGACAUCCACAGCCCACGAGAAACCAACAAACCUUGUGAACUGUAGAAAUUAAUGGCGUGUAAUUCGCCGCGUUUUCGUCGAGCAUUUGAGCGUUUGGAUAUAUUUUUCGUCGUUUUUAGCUAGCCUAGCUAGAACUACUAGAAUACAGCAGUAUUUGCGUUUUCUUCUCAAUUCGUUUGACUUCUGGCUGGAUGAAAUGCUUGUUCGAUUGGACUGUAGAUUCUCUCCGAUGGGAUUCCACUGAUAACCUGAACAAGGGAGAAGAACUGGAAGAAGGUUCCCCUCUCUGGAUAUCUCGACCUUUUUCCAGUUACAGAUGGCAGCCUUCUCUUUUCUGAAAGAUCGAAUUGCUUUCAAGAAGCUUUUGUAAUAGACAAUUGUUAGUGGGAGAAGAAGAAUUUGUACCACGCCUUUUAAUCA
This is a messenger RNA of Lolium perenne, 1851 nucleotides long. RefSeq lists its product as uncharacterized. NCBI's taxonomy places the organism in Eukaryota, Viridiplantae, Streptophyta, Magnoliopsida, Poales, Poaceae. The record is from RefSeq and is a predicted model, not a curated record.